This is a messenger RNA of Pan troglodytes (chimpanzee), 2677 nucleotides long. RefSeq lists its product as uncharacterized. Lineage: Eukaryota; Metazoa; Chordata; Mammalia; Primates; Hominidae. The record is from RefSeq and is a predicted model, not a curated record.
CUCGGUUAGCCUCCUGGCGCUGCAAGGCGGCCUGCGCGCGGUUCGCUCCGGGGGAGGGAGGAGGAGGGAGGCGGCGAGGAGCCGACGGCUCCACCUGAUGGAGAAGCGCGGAGAGUCCCUAGACCUCGGAGUGCGCUGCAAGAGGGGAGAGGAGAGAGACCGCCGCCCCUGCUGGAAGCCUUCGCGUCCGGGGGCGGCGCGCGGGGGACGGGGUCUCUGGACAGUCGGUGGAGGCAGCAGCCCUACAGAGACAGCCGAAAGCCAGCAACUUGGAAAACCGCCCGAAUUCUGGUUUUCUGCACAUCCAGGCUGGCUCCAGGUCUCUUGUGCCCACCGUGCAAGCCGGUGGGAUGCCAGCAGGUGGCAUCCUCUCCAGCGUUUCUUCGCCAGGCGUGGAGUCCGGAGGCCGAAUCCAUCAGUCCCCAGCCCCCUCCCCAAGCCUCGGGUGCCAAGUGCUGGGUCCUGUGAGCCCCUGGCCCCGCCCCCCACCUCCGCCAGCGGGGCGAGCCGGAGCUGGAUGGCCCAGACCCGCGCGGAGGCGGGAGCCUACAGAGGAUGCCGGCCGGCCCCAGGUUCUGCUGCUGGCUGGCCAAGAAGUGACAGGAGGGCAAGGCUCCCCCGGAAAGCGUCCAAGCCCUGCUCUCCUGCUCUUCCAAGCCUUGCUGCCUGUUGCCCCCAGGGUUUUCUGAGUUCUGGGACGAAGAGAGUGAUGCGCAAGGUUCUGGGUCCCGGUGCAGGAGUGAGGGGUACGGCUGUCGAGUGCUCGGAGCAGGCUGGCUUUUGGGCACACUGCAGACCUCAGCUCACCGCCACUUUCUCCUGACCUUCCUCGUGGCUGUCAGCCCAAUGUCUAACAUGUGUUAUUCCCUCGCUUUGUUCAAAGGCCUGUUUUGGAUACUUAAAGACAUGUGGAAUGACUAUGAGAAUUCCUGUUCCUGGAAAGUUUGUCCUCUAGUUGGAAAGAGGUAUAUACAGGUCUGUAUGUGGGAAAAUAUUAUAAAACAUCUCACUGACAUUUUAAUAAGAGAAAUUGCCCUGGAUGGCAUCUGUCUGGGCCCUUCCUUUUCAUUAGAGAUGCAUCCUUCUAGGUUAGCUUGCUUGGGGCCCUGCAGGAAAGCUGCAGGAUGAGGCAACAGUCCAGGGCCCCCACCUGGGCCCAGUGUCCCCACUGUCCUAUCCUUCUCCAUCUCCCCCACUGCCAUGCUGGCCGGGCUCACAGUCACAGCUAUUCUGUGUUCAUGAGACACCAUUAUCACCAAGAAGAGGGAGCGGCUCUUUUAAGAGAUGGGCAGUCAUCAUGUACAGAGAAUUGCCUGCUUAAUGCCUCUUCACAGUAUUUGUUGCAGAGAUACAUUAGAAACCGCAUUCCCUUUUUGUUUUUCAUAUAUCCUGCCAGUACUGGUUAAACCUCUUUUGUCCAGGGAUUUAACACAUUUUGAACAGCCUCCUACUGGGAGUUCAGGGUAACCUGACUCUCCAGUCGUAGGUAAGUUAAUAAGGACUCCAAGCUACGUACACUUCCAGAGACCAGAUGGUCGUCAGAGGUCCUCGCUGGGUGGCAGCCUUUAUGACCUGGGCAGUCACAGUCUUCUAGCCUAUUUCUUUUUCAUUUAUCUGAACCAGAUUUCUUGCUUACUUCUGUGUAGGUGGAUUACGAGACCUUAACCCCUGCUCCCUGCAGUUGGUCUUUCCAUUGUAGAGGGAAAGGGCUCAGAGAACCAGAUAUUCAACUUUCAGAAGCAUCCCCUGAAGGGCAGGUUGUCUGCUCCCCUGAUUCAUUGAGGAUCAGGCCUCAUGGAGGGAGUCUGGUGAGCCUUUUGAUGUGGCGCUGGCCUGGCCACUGCUAACCAAUGUGGCCCCUUAAUGAACCUGGGCACACCUUUCUUCAUCUAUUAAAUGAUGUGUUUGAGCCAGUGGAUCUCCAGGAUUCUUCAGAAUCCUAAAAUCACAUUGUCUUCUGUUCCAGAGGCCACACCUUUCAUCAUGGAGACAAAUGGAAAUGCUCUUUAAUGCCAUCAGUGUUAGGGCAGAUUAUUUCGAGUGGUGGGUCUCCAUCCCCAAAAAAACAAGUGAGCAAGUGACAACCCUGAGAUCUGUGUGGGCCUCUCCACUGUCAUUGGUUCUGACCUUUCCUCAAACUGCUUUGUGUUCAUUCUACUCAGUCUGAGCACCCUCAGUCUUUCCCCAACUUACUGAACUCAUUGUCUUUCCCUUAUCUCCUUGUUUUCCCCAGAACCAGACCCCACAUCCAGCCUUGGUUCUGGGUUCCAGGACAGACUUCCUUCAACAUACAUCUACAACCAUGUUGGAUGCAAAAUGCAAACAUUUUAUUAAAGUAAGGGAGUGGUGAUGCCGGAGUGGCUAACUGGAAAAGACUUCCUUUAAAGGGAGCGAGGACAAGGAUGCCUUGUACGUCUUCUGUCUUAAUGUGAAUCACACUUUACAGUAAAAAUUGUUUAAUCCUGUAUUUUCUCUGAUACCCUGGCAGCCCCAUGAAGGUGGGGACAGCGCCCCUCUAGUUCACAGCCGUCUCCACAGCUCUUACCCAGGUAGGCAGUAGGCUCUCACUACGUACUGCUGAAUGAAUGGUAAAGUUUUACCUAGUGCCCCACAUUCUAUUUCCUGUUUUCUGAAUCCAAUUUAACUUAUUCUUCCCUCUGUUGUUAAACCAUUGUCA